GUGUUGCAGAAAAUGCAAAACUGUUACACUUGUCAUGCUGGACAUGCAUCCGAGGCUAAUUCCGUACGUGUUUUCAAGUACUAGCUACGCAUGAUAGGUUUUCUGUGUCAUGCUCCUGCAGAGCAAAUUUGUGAUGCUAUUCCUCCAAGAAACUUUACACAGUUUUUUUCUUGCAUACAACAGGCAGUACGAUCAGUACACGCUGGACAUGAACACGACCAUCUCUGUGUAUGACCCGCUCAAAUCGGUUACCAUCUCAAAUCGGUUACCAUAGAAUCUGGGUUUUGUAUUGCAUGAUGAGCAUGACAGACUCGGACAGCAUUCCACUUUCUGCAAUACAAAUUUCGCCAGAUUGUGGUGCGGAUUGGGACUCCAGAACUUGUCAUGCGCAAUCCUAUGGGAUUAGGGUAGAUCAUGCACUUCUUGCAACACAAAUUCCAGAUUCUAUGGUAACCGAUUUGAGAUUGUAACACCUGAGCAGGUUAUACUGUGGGCAGCUUUCUCCUAAUAUUGGCGAUAAUUAUCGCCGGUGUUAUGUGCCAUCUGCGAAUGCGGGAGGCGGCAGAGGCAAGGCAACGGGAAAGGGAGCUGAUGUUAGACGAGGAAGAAAGCGGGACGGAAGAGGGAACGUUGCUGGUGGUGCAACAGCAAAAAGAACCUCUGGUAGUCCACUCUACUCCCGCAGGUGGAGCACAGCAACCGUCUUCUGAAGGACCUUCGGGAGUAGAGAAUAUGGAAGUGCGCAACAACUCCCGCUCGUUCUCAUUUCUCAUUACAAAAUACCAAAUCCAGGCUUUGCCUCUUCGAACUGUUUGCAUGACAAGUUCUGGCUGCAGCUGCCCAAAUGGCACUACAAUGCCGUACAGAUUUGUCAUGCAAAACAUGUAUUCCUUGACCUUUUGCUUUUCCUGCUGACGCUUGUAUUGCUGCUCAUAAAUACAAGUGCGGGGGAGGGGGAGCUGUGCACAUUCAUAGAGAAUCAUCACGAGCUUCUACAUGGAGAUCCCCCCGACGGUGUGGAUCUUGAUGCUCCUAGAAAAGUAAGUGAGGAACUUCUACCAGCUUCGAAUGAACUGCAAGAACCAAAAAGAGUAGAACUACAAACCUCGUCAACUUUACUUCCCGACUUGUCGGGGCAGCUAGCAAGCACCACUUCGGAGGUUGUUCUUGUACGAAGCAGCGAGAUGAAUCAGCACGAGGAGGAGCAAGACGUUGAAAAAGAGGAAAUAUUAGAACCAGCUGAAAUCAAGAAAACAGGUUUCGUCCGGCGAUUUCUGCGCAUGGUCGGCGUUACGAGUGGGCCGGGGAAGGCGAAACAAGCGGGAAAUAUGGAAACGAGUACUGCGCUGCAAAAUGAAACUGAAACUUCUAGAACUGCUUCGACGCAGCAGCCCAAUAUUAAAACGCUAGAGGAACUUCGGAAAGAAAAAACUCUCCAGCGGAAAAGGAAUCACAAGGCGAAAAAAUUGGAACGGAAACAACAGCGAGAGAGGCUGUUUCACCCCGAAAAAGUGAAGCGAGAAAAGGCACGGGAGCUGCUGGCCGCCAUGCGGAAAUUGCGACAGCAAGAAAAGUAUGAAAUGCAAAUAUGUCUGGGUCUGGAAGAGUGGAACUUGUAAUGCUGUCUGCGGAUUCUAAAAAUAUCUGUGUUGCAUGAGCAGCAAGAAAAGUGAGUUCUUGGCACGCGGAGAGGGCAUUUCUGAUGCGUAAUCAGCAUGAAGAAGCUCUAAAAAAAUCUGUGAUGCUAGCACCACCAUCACAGACCUCACGGGUCAUGCAAAAUGUGCAUGACAAGUCCCGGCUCUUCCAGACCCAGACAUUUUUGCAUUUGAUAAAAAGAACCUUGCGGUCGUGGCGAAGGACCAGCCUGCUGUGGUCCCUACGGACAAUGCCUUUCUCCCGCGCUCUAUGAAGAGAAAAAAGUUUGUCACAGUCACUAAGUUGCAGGUUUUGCAUUACAAAUUUUUUUAGCAUCACAACUUCUCCUUGUAUUGCAGAAACACUAGGGAAAUCCCUUAUGAAGUGUGGCUGUGAUGCAUUUUUACGCAUGACAGACAAUUUUGUAUUGCAAAAAUGCCCAUGUUGAGUGAUCGUGACGAACUUUUUUCUUUUGAUACGCUCGCGAUCUCUGAUCAGUCUGCAGUCCUCGCGUCCGAGCUCGUCCGCGGGAGAUAUGGCGUUCUCAAACGUUACAUUCUCAACUGUUACAUGAAUCUGUAAUGCAAGAAUGGCAAAAGCAAAAGGGGGAAGAUUGCAAAAAUUGCAUUACAAACGCCGCGCAGAUUUAGCUUUAGGUGCUGUUUAGCCCCUCGCAAAUUUGUCAUGCGAAGCAGCUUGAUCUUGUGGAUGAUGAUGGUAAGUAGUUUUGCAUGACAAAUUCAUGUUGUAACAGUUGAGAGUGUAACGCUUGAGAACUCCAUAGGAGAUAGCUCGGGAACGGAUCAAGUAACUUUCGCACCACGACCCGCGUCGAAGAUGCAACCAAAAAGUGCUACAGAUCGACCGGCGACGCCGACCUCGCUCGCACGCCCAAGCAGCCUGCUGAGUCGGACACAAAGCAGCAAAGAUAUUAAGUCCGAUAGCAAGAACAGUGCGGGACCAGGAGUUCAUCUACAGCAACAGGAAAAUAAGGAUGAGAAACUGCGGUACAAAACGCCACUAGGGGCGGCUAGUUGUACAACCGGCCUUUUGGCUUCAAAGAAGAGCGUCAAAAAAUCAGUUCGUCCUUUGCAGGGGGCAAAAACUUAUCAAAUGCAAAAAUGUCUGGGUCUGGAAGAAUGCAACUUGUGAUGCUGCAUUUGGAUUCCAAAAAAAUUUGUAUUGCAUGAGUAAGUAGCAAAGAGAAUGUAAUUUUUGCUACGCGGAUAGGGCAUUUGUCAUGCGAAAUAGGCAUCAAGAACCCCUCGAAGCAUCUGUGAUGCUAUGGCAUGCAUCACAGACAUCAUGGCUCGUGCAGAACGUGCGUGACAAGUCUCAGAACCUCCCAGACCCAGACAUUUUUGCCUUUGAUAAAACUACAAUGUGUGCCACUGUUGGCCAGCAACAUAGUCCCGUUCGCAGCGCUAUCCUGUGCAAAAGUAUCGUACUCGUAUAAAUGCAAGGCUUGCAUUACAAAUCUUGUUCCCAAGGGAAAUCUGCAUUACAAAUUUUAUUUCUCAUGCUGAGAAAAUUUGUAAUGCAUUUAUACGAGUACGAUACUUUUGCAAUGCAUAAGCGCCGGAGCGUCUUCCUCGAACUCGAUACCCGGAGUGGAACCUCAUUUAUUCGGGGUUCAAGGUGUCGCUUCUAGUCCUGGAGCAACCACCAGAAGAGCAAGCGCAAAGAAGCCUCCAGUACUGAAAAAUCAAGACUUCAUGCUUACACUGGAACCGGGUAAGCAAUUGGAAUGAAUUCAUUUGGGCGGGAUAAUUUUUUGGCGAGGCCGACAAGAUUUUUGUGCAGCGCGCUUCUAAUUUUUGCAUGACAAAAGAAAAGGAACUCAUAAGCCACUCGUGCUCUCAACACUGUACACUCUCCGAUUGGAGGCACCAUGCAAAAAAAGCAAUGACACAAAAGGCGUUUUAUGUAUAAGAUUGCUCUUGUCGAGGACAAGAAAAGUGAAACAAGCGCGUUUGUUUAUUCUUGUUACCUUGACUACAACGAAAAAAAAAAUUAUCCCGAAAAUUUUUCAAUCCACACCUGAAAACAACGACGCGGUGGAGCGACGCGCGAACAGGCUGAGAAAACAGGAGGCAGUCGAGGCGCACGGUGGUAUCAAAUGCAAAAAUGUCUGGGUCUGGAAACUUGUGAUGCUGGGUGGCGUCAUCUCAUGAUGAGGCUACAAAUGCUGGCUCAGCAUGACAAGUUUCUGAGCUCCUAGGUUUUGCGUAUUCUGCAUGACAAACAGCGCUUCUGCAUCACAGAAAAACGGAGCUUUUGGGUGGCGUGCAUGACAGAUUUAAGAGUCAUGCCAGACAAGCAUGACAAACAUGAAUUCUUCCAGACCCAGACACUUUUGCAGUUCAUAGGUGGUAGUGGGCAACAAUUUCAUCUACCAGGCUACAAUUUUGCAGGCGGAGCCGGCGACCAUUUUCAGUUUAAAGCGUUGAAACAACAAGCUGUUGUUGGACCUCCUCCGGGUGGCAGUUCUGGAGGACCUGCUGUUCCAGGGCUAUCCUGAGUAAAAACGUACCCACCCCAUACUUGUCAUGCAAUUCUGCAUGCUGAAGAUGUUUCUCAUGUGGAGCCCCAUGAGAAGCGUUUUCUAAUCGUGUUUUGGAAUUUGUUAUGCUCCAAUCAGCAUGAUAUGCUAGAUUUGCGAUGCUAGUGAACUAGCUAAACAGGAUUACACUCUGAGACCAAACUUGUCAUGCGACACAACCAAAGCUGGCCGAUUUGUAUAGCAGAUUUCCCAUCUUGACUCUGGUGUGGGGACGUUUUUACUCAGGAUAAGGGCCUGUAGGUGGUCAUCUUCAUGCUGCACAAGGAGGAACUACCGGAGUUCCCGCCAGCUACAGCUCUGCAUAUCAAAGAAAAAAAGUUCGUCACGAUCACUCAUGCGCAUUCUUGCAAUACAAAAUUGUUUGCCAUGCGUAAAAAUGCAUCACCGCCAGACUUCAUUAGUGAUCUCCCUAGUGUUUCUGCAAUACAAGGAAAGUUUGUGAUGCUGAGAAAAUUUGUAAUGCAAAACCUGCAAGUUAGUGACUGUGACAAUCUUUUUUCUUUCCAUACUGCCUUCAUGCCCGCUAAUAUGCCCCCACCCCCUCCUUAUCAACUGCAAAACUGUCUGGGUCUGGAAGAUUGCCAGGUUUGUCGUGCAUAUUUUGAAUGGCCCAUGAUGUCUGUGAUGCAUGCCCUAGCAUGAUCACAGAGUUUUAGAGGACUUUGUGAGGCCUCUACCGCAUGAGAAAUGCCCUCUCCACGUAGCACAAACUGGAGCUGUCCUUUUGCUGGUCAUGCAAUACAAAUUUUUUUCGAAUCCAGAGACAGCAUUACAAUCUUCCAGACCCAGACAUUUUUACAUUUGAUACUCCUAAUAAGCCAGGGUACGAUGACGCUUGGGCCGCGUACUACCGAAUGCUCUACCUGAAUCUAUUCUGAGUAAAAACGUCCCCACCCCAGAGUUGUCAUGCAAAUCUGCAUGCCAAAAAAGUUUCCCAUGCGGAGGCCCAUGAGAAGUAUUUUCUAGUCGUGUUUUGGAAUUUGUGAUGCUAGAAUCAGCAUGAUGUGCUCGAUCUGUGAUGCUGCUGAACUAGCUAAAGAGGAUUACACUCCGAGGACAAAACUGUCAUGCGAAACAGCAAAAGCUGGGCGAUUUGUCUAGUAGACUUUCCAUCUUGACUAUGGGGUGGGGAGGUUUUUGCUCAGGAUAGAAUCCAGCUUUUGUCCCACCCCCGGCAGGAGUUGCUGCUUUCCCAGUCGUGCAAAACAAAAGCAAGAAGCAUCAACAACCACAGGCUCUUUACAGAGCUGAAGAUCACCAGGAUCAGCAGCAGCAGAUAGAUGUUGCACAUCCGCAAGGUGGUCCGAGUGCUGACCACACAAGUAGUGCAGCAGCUCGGAUGAACUACAACAUCAAAAGCGCAUUUCCACCAGCUACUCCGGAGACUUCAAGUAGCGUCAAUCUUCAAGAACUGCUAAGCGACCGGUAUGUAUGGGUAAACAGUACUAACCGUCGUCCUUCUCCAUCGACGCUGCAGAAGGAAACAGGGACCACGAAAAGAACCUCUGCUGAGGAAAGAAAAAGCACUCCCCAGCCCGCGGACCCUUUACCCAAGCGGAAAACUACGUCGAGCUCUUUUCAGGAGGACGAUAGCCGUCCCUCAGAACAAGAUGACGGCAAGAAUCUGAAUCGCGUGGACGAUUAUAGCCUGAGUGAUGUUCGACUACAGGCGGGGUCACAGAUGAACAUCAAGAGUUCUUCAUCCGGAAAAACUUUCUCGUCCUCAAACUUUAGCCGGAGCACGAACACUGCGACAUCAAGUUCAUCCUCGAUCAAAGUGAAGCUUGCACGACCUGCUCCAGGGGGGCAGCCAGCGGAUCUCGCCGCGUUUUCUCGAAAUAAAGUGGAAAGAGCAGCGAGUUCGACUACCAGUCGCGGCCGCGUGAUUGAUGACAACAACGAGACGACGAAAACAUCGCACCCCUUGAAUUUUCCUGCUGCAGCAAGCGGGACUACGACGAAAGGCAACAAAGCGCCGAAAGCGAGCCAGAAAACGGCGAGCACUGGAGGUGGUCCCUCGACCUCUUCGGGCAUCAAGAUAGACCACCAAUCCACCGCGAACAACAAGACGACAAAUAACGAUGGCAAAGGUGGACAAGAGGAGCUGCGCGUCAGGAAGACGCAAGACGGCCGAGUCGUGGUGAGUAUGAGAUUCAUAUCGUGAGGAAAAAUCCCCCCUCCCCAUACCAAAAAGGGACACUUCUGAAAUAAAUUUGUGAUGCUGAUUUGUGAACACAAAUCGUUUCUGUAUUGCAAGAAGGCCAAAAAUUCAGCGACCCUGCCGCAUCAUGCAGGCGGUUUGCGAUGGUGCUAUGGGGCCUGCAGAGUACACAUUUACCAUGCUUGCCACGCGCCUACGUCAAAACCCUUCUACUUAGGCUUGGUAUGGGCUUGCAGUCCUCUACUGCAAGACAGACCUGAUUUGUGUACACAAAUCCAGCGUCAGAUGCUUCCUUUUGAUGAUAUGGGGAGGUGGAGAGAUUUUUCCGUCUGAUAAUUCAGCGACAGCUCGGAGGGGUCGCAGUAGUAGUAGCCUACGAGGAGGUGGAACUUCUAUUCAGGAGGACUACAGCGCAGGAAAGUAUCAUUACAGUCUAUUAUUUCUUCAUUCGAAUUCUUAUAUCAUUCAUAAAGUUCAGUUGAAAUUAUAGACGAACGGCCUGCAGAGUUCAAGCUCAAGUUCGAGUUCCUGCUCAGAGUUCAAGCUCAAGUUCGAGUGUUGCAUGAACAGCAACACAAGCGCUGGCAAACAAAGAUGCAGCUUUGGCAUGACAAAUUCCUAGAUGAUUGUAGUGCUGUUUUGGCUUUCGGAAUCUGUCAUGCAAAGAGUGCUAACAAGCAGAAGGUAGUUCCUGCCUGGAGAAGAAGAAGUGCGAA
Molecule: messenger RNA, 7078 nt
Organism: Amoebophrya sp. A120
Lineage: Eukaryota; Dinophyceae; Syndiniales; Amoebophryaceae
Source: the annotation of a GenBank genome assembly